This is a messenger RNA of Sinocyclocheilus grahami, 1517 nucleotides long. RefSeq names its product GTPase IMAP family member 4-like. NCBI's taxonomy places the organism in Eukaryota, Metazoa, Chordata, Actinopteri, Cypriniformes, Cyprinidae. The transcript is spliced from 6 exons. The record is from RefSeq and is a predicted model, not a curated record. Gene Ontology annotation, molecular function: GTP binding. The coding region runs from base 231 to 1517 and encodes 428 amino acids.
GUGAUCUACGAGUUGAGAUUCCCAGUUCAACCUACUGCAGUUCAACAGAAAACUACAGGCAGAACAGUGACAGAGCUUCACACAGUCUGGAUAAAUGAACAGAGAUUGUGUUACUGUUUGAGAAGCACUAACAUCUCUUGCAGGACGAUGAAGAGACAGACGUCAGGAGACCGAGAAGAUCAUCAGCUGAAGACAGACGAAAGAGACGGAGGAGGAAACAGAAUAUCAACAUGUCAACCAACCAUACCACAGUGAUUGUUGCCCACAAUCCUCCUCGCAGGAGAAGACCGAGCAAAGACCUACCUCCUGACAUGAGGAUAGUUCUUCUGGGUUCGAGCGUGUCAGAAAACAGUCUGGUGGGAAACUUCAUCUUAGGAAGAGCAGCGUUUGACAGUGAAGCUCCUCCAGAUGUUGUAGAGAGAGUCGGAGGAAGACUGAAGGACAGACACCUGAUCAUCAUCAACAGUCCUCAGCUGCUCCAGACGAACAUCUCAGAUCAUCAGCUCAUACAGACUGUGAGAGAAGAGUGUGUGUUUCUGUCUGAUCCAGGACCUCAUGUGAUCGUGCUGCUCCUCAAACAUGAGCCGUGUUCAGCAGAAGAUCAAGAGCGUGUGGAGAAGGUGCUGCACUCUUUCUCUGAGCGCGUUUAUCGACACACCAUGGUGCUCACAACACAAGAAACCACAGAAACCAGUGACAUCCUACAGACAAUCAUUCAGAAAUGUGCAAACAGACACUUUAGUCUUCAGAGAAGCAGCUCUCCUGAUGAUCUUCUGCAGAUGUUUGAGGACAUCGUGAAAAUGAAUGACGGACGGCACCUGGAGUGUGCUGAAGGUUCACAGUAUUUCACAAUGGAGCAAGGAGUCACAGGAAGACUUUCAGAGACUGUGAAGCUGAAUCUGGUCGUGUGCGGGAGCGACGGGACGUUAAAAUCCUCCGUAUCAGAGCAGAUCCUGCAGCAGACAGACGUGGAGCUUCAUGGUUGUGUGAUCAGUGUAAUAGAGCUUCCAGGUCUGACUCGGCUCUCAGAGGAGGACGUGAUGCGUCAGACUCUCCGCUGUGUGUCUCUCUGUCAUCCUGGAGUUCAUGCUUUCCUCCUCAUUAUUCCUGACGCUCCACUGACUGAUGAAGACAAAGCUGAAACGGAGGAGCUCCAGAGGAUCUUCAGCUCCAGAAUCAACAAACACAUCAUGAUCCUCAUAAAGCAGGAUUCAGAGCAUCAGACAGCAGAACUCAAUGAAGAAACACAGUCUGUCAUUGAGAGGUUCGGAGGACGACAUCAUUUCUUUGGUCCCAAAAUACAAGUGUCCACAUUGAUGGAGAACAUCGAGCAGAUGCUGGAAGAAAACAGAGGAGAGGUUUUCUCUACAGAGACAUUUCUGGAGGCGCAGAUGAAAAAACUGAUGAAAUAUGAAGAGAUGAAGAAGAAAAUUCAUUCAUAUGAGAAACAUUUACUGUCACAAUGUAAUGAGCAGAAAAUCAGUCUUGAACUACAGAGCAUGAAAAAAAGACGAUGA